Molecule: messenger RNA, 856 nt
Organism: Punica granatum (pomegranate)
Lineage: Eukaryota; Viridiplantae; Streptophyta; Magnoliopsida; Myrtales; Lythraceae
Source: RefSeq, a predicted model, not a curated record
CAACUACCAUUCAAUUUCCGCGAAAACGCACAGUUGAGCCUCAACUUUUCCUGCGACAUCAUCACAAAAAUUCAAUCUUUGCGAACGACUCAGACCCACCCCAGAGGAAGAAGAACAUGGCUCCAAUCUGCCCUCCAAGAUCUGCAAUCCUGUCAGCGAUCCUCUGCCUCGUCCUGGUCUCGGCUGCCCAAUCGAAGCGAUCGGCCUACGACGUCCUCGGUGACUACAACUUCCCGGCCGGAAUCCUCCCCAUAGGGGUCCGAGACUACGACCUUGAGUCGUCGUCGGGCCAGUUCUCCGCCUAUUUCAACGAUACCUGCAGCUUCUCCCUCGAGGGCUCGUACCAGCUCCAGUACAAGUCCACCAUCAAAGGGGUCAUCUCCGAGAACAAGCUCACGGGCCUGCAGGGCGUGAAGGUGAAGCUAUGGUUCAUGUGGGUCGACAUCGUCGAGGUUAGUCGGAACGGAGACAAACUCGAUUUCUCGGUGGGGAUCGCUGGUGCUGAUUUCCCCAUUGAUAACUUUGAGGAGUGCCCGCAGUGUGGGUGUGGGCUGGAUUGUGAUAGUAGGAAGGUCGGUGGGAUUAGGAGGAUGAGCCAUCUUGUUUCUUCCUCUUGAUUGGAUGAGCUGUUGGGAUUUUUUUUGUAAUUGAGAGUUACCCUGUUUUAACUGUGUUUAAUGAUUGGAUAAAUAUUGCUCGCCAUUCAUUGCUUAAUUAUCUGUUGCUUCCGUUCGAUAUGGCUUUAAUAAUUGUGCUCUUCUUAUGGAGCAGCUGGAAUUUGAGCUGGAAUGACUGGGAACAUAACUAUUUGAUUUGUCAUGUUCGAGAAAAAGCAGUAUCCAAGUGAUUGAAUGUA